Tripterygium wilfordii is the source of this 678-nucleotide messenger RNA. Its product is annotated as cytochrome P450 93A2-like. Gene Ontology annotation, cellular component: membrane. The transcript has 4 exons. The record is from RefSeq and is a predicted model, not a curated record. Bases 1 to 678 code for a protein of 225 amino acids. Lineage: Eukaryota; Viridiplantae; Streptophyta; Magnoliopsida; Celastrales; Celastraceae. Gene Ontology annotation, molecular function: oxidoreductase activity, acting on paired donors, with incorporation or reduction of molecular oxygen, NAD(P)H as one donor, and incorporation of one atom of oxygen; heme binding; iron ion binding.
AUGUGCAUUGCCAAUGCAGUCUACAAGCUGCGUUUCCAUAGCCAUUCGAUGUCACAAGUUGAUGAUGAUAUGCUCUCUGUUUUGCCUUGUUCAACUAUCUGUAUCUGUCUUGAUCUUUACAUGGAUCUGUUCUUUGCUGCGACAAACACAUCGUCAUCCACAAUGCAAUGGGCCUUGGGAGAGCUCAUCAACAACCCAGAAGUGUUCAAGAAGCUUAGAGAUGAGAUCAACGCGGUCGUAGGAUCAAACAGGCUAGAUUCAAAGGUACAUAUGAGCCUUCUGAAGAUAAAAGUUGAAUAUUCAACUAUUUUAGAAAAUUGCUCCUACACUUACCUCCAAGCAGUCAUAAGAGAAACUUUAAGACUCCAUACAUCAGCACCGUUGAUCCUAAGAGAGUGCACUGAAGAUUGCAGAGUGAAUGGCUUCUUGGUCAAGGCUAAGACUCGGGUUUUGAUAAAUGUUUUUGCUUUAACGAGAGACCCGAAGUUUUAUACCAAUCCGGAUGAGUUCAUGCCAAAGCAAUUCUUGGAGAGCUCAGAUGAGAAAAUUGGAGACCAUCGGAUGGAAAUACAAGGGUCAGAAUUUUCGAUAUCUGGCGUUUGGGAGUGGACGAAGAGGAUAUCCCGGUGCAUCACUAGCGAUGCUAGUCAUGCAUGCUGCGUUUGGAUCCUUGGUUGA